This is a messenger RNA of Lottia gigantea (owl limpet), 2489 nucleotides long. RefSeq lists its product as hypothetical. Lineage: Eukaryota; Metazoa; Mollusca; Gastropoda; Lottiidae. The record is from RefSeq and is a predicted model, not a curated record. The coding region runs from base 393 to 1679 and encodes 428 amino acids. The transcript has 4 exons.
AAAGGGAAGAUCUUGUGCGAGGUUUAUGACUUGUCGUCUUUGACACUGCAAUGCAGUUGAUUGGAUUGCUUUAAUCUGGUAUUUUCUAUACUCAAGUAGAGAUCAAAAAUUAAGAUUCAUCGGAUGCUAAAAAAAUUCUUUGAUAAUUAUGAGACUGUGUUAAGGACUAGCCCUGUUUUAAAACUCCACUUCAUCAAUGGUUGUUCUGAGGGUGUUACGUUUUACUUGAAUUGCUUCACAAACAGUAUAAACCAUAACGCAACCAACUGUAUCAAAAUAAGAAGAUAAACCACAUUACCUUAUUAAAACGAAUCAUCGAGUUUAUUGGAUUUGAAUAUCACUGACGAGGAAGGAUAUUGACAUUGAUAUAGAAGGUUUUUAUCAGAGAAAUUAUGGAAAUGGAGGUGAUAUUUGGAUUAUGGUGUUUCGUUUAUUCCUUUCUUGCAGUUGCCUGUGAUGAUUCGACACCAGAUCCGAACAGAAUUCAAGGAGAAGUCACCAAAGAAGAUACUUCAGAUUUAACAGUUGGUAUUGCUCUAGGAGUUGGAACAUUUCUACUGUUGGUAGCUUUCCUCAUCGUCAUCAUUAUCAAUAAAGUUAAGAAUAGGAGACAACGAAACGAGGAAAUCAAAGUUGAAAAUGGACAGUCUACUGUGUAUUCUAAUGGCAAUAAUAAUAAAGAUAACAAAAACCAGAUACCACUACACGACGUCAAAACCAUCAGUGUUCAAGAUGACGUACCAAAUAAUGAAAACCAGACAGUUGUUUCCGAGAAGGUUGAAGAAGUUAAAUCUGCAUCAGUAAAAACAGAUACAUCAAAAUAUGAUGACAAAGCAGAUGCACAAGACAAAGCUGAAGGAGCAGUAACGGAACUAGAAGACCUGAAACAAGACAACAACAAAGGAGAAACCAAGUACACUAGUGUACUUGCCGCAGGUGGUGCAGCUGUUGCAGGUGGUGCAGGUCUAAUUGGUGGUUUAAGUCUACUCAGUGGUGAUAAUAGUGAUGAUCCGGCUCCAGAUCUAAAAGAGCAGAUAGAAGAUAAAAUAGAUAAUGAAGUUAUUGAAAAUGCUCCACAAACUAUUGAAAAGGAAAUAAACGAUAACCAGUUUGUUAAAAGUGCCUUUAUGGUCGGUGCAGGCUCUGAUUCAGAAAAAGAUAAUUCAGAAAAAGAACCGUCUGAUAAAGAAUCUGAAAAAGACUUUGAAGACACAGAUGAGCCAGACAUCCCAGCACCACCACCAUCUGUAGAUUACCUGGAAUCAGUAGAGCAUGAGCUAGCAGAAGAGACACACGGUGAAGAAUACCCAGAAUAUCCACCAGUAAUUCCAACUGAAGAUGAUGUGAGGGAAUUGGGAGAAGAUCAUGUGAUACCAGAACAUUCACCAAUAGAUGACGCAGACUUCCAACCAUCUAACACUGUAGGUUCUGAUACUGAUAAUGUGGACUAUGAUAGAGAUUUUAGUGAGGAAGUACCCUCAUUACCAUCUGAUCAUCAUGAAACCAUUUCAGAAAAAGCAACAGCUUACAUUGACCAAGUUGAUACUGAGGAACAAGUGAAAGAAGCAACCACAAAGGUCACAACUACAGCUACCGAUAGUUCUGAAUCAGAUUAUUUAAGAUCACUUCUACCACCACCACUGGAUAUGGAUAAUAUUGUUAUUAUUAGUAAAGAUUAGUGUUUUAAAGUAAAUAUGCCAGAUGGGUUCAACUUAUAUUGACAGACACAAUGUUCUCAAUUUUGUUAUUAUUUCAUAUUGUAUUGUUCCGAAAUAAUCGACUUCAUAAUCAUAUAAUAUAUAUGUAAUAAUAUUGUAAUCUCCUAUGUUCUUGUACACAAUCGCUUGGGGUCCGAUAUUCGCAUAAAACAUAAUAACCGUUUAGGAUCAUCCAUAUUAUAGGAUGUGAUUAAUCCAAUAAUCGCAUUAUACAUGAUCGUUUGUAAUUUACGAUUGAAAUUCUCGUAAUAUAUCAUCGAUGAUCAUCAUCUUAUUGUUAGUGAAUGAUUCUAUAUAUAUAAUAAUCGUUUGGGAUCAUCUAUAUAAUCGGUUGUAAUUGAUCCAAAAAUCGCAUCAUACUUAAUCGUUUGCUGAUACACCAUCGUUUGUGGUACAAUAUUUUCAUUAUAUGGUUUUGGUGACUGAAAAAAUAUAUAGUAAUUAUUGGGAACAUAGUGGUAAACAAUCCACAAAUUGUAUUAUGCAUAAACACGCCUGUGGCUCAGUAUUUGCAUAAGGGUGCAACAUGUGUUAUCAUUUGUAAUCUUCGUUUGCAUUAUACAUAAUUGAUUGUGAAAUUUUAUUUGCUUUAUCUGUAAUCAUUUGUAAUUUAAAUAUAUCUAAUUGUUUGUGUUCUGACAUUCACGUUUUGAUCACUUUUAGUCUACCAUUCGUAUUAUGCAUAAUAGUUUUUUGUUGUGAGAUUUAAGCCAUUGGUGUAAUAUCAAUAGUCGAAACAGAGUACAAUUAUAAAAUAAAUUUUUAUGAUUA